Molecule: messenger RNA, 3022 nt
Organism: Microcebus murinus (gray mouse lemur)
Lineage: Eukaryota; Metazoa; Chordata; Mammalia; Primates; Cheirogaleidae
Source: RefSeq, a predicted model, not a curated record
GCGCAGGCGCGGUUCAAGGAGCCGCGCGAGCCGGCGGUUGGGGCGGGGCGGGGCGGGGCGGGGCCGGGCGGACUCGGAGUGAGCCUGCGCACUGCGCGCUCUCUCCCGCGGAGCCGCAGUCUCGAGAACGCUGAGGAGGGGUUUCGGUUGUCUGUGGCAAGCCUUUCCCGGGAACCGGGCGUGGUUGGGCGCACCCCGAGCGGGGACGUCCGUCGGGCACGGGAGGGGCCACAAUGCCGAUCAAUAAAUCAGAGAAGCCAGAAAGCUGCGAUAAUGUGAAAGUGGUUGUUAGGUGUCGGCCCCUCAAUGAGAGAGAGAAAUCCAUGUGCUACAAACAAGCUGUCAGUGUGGAUGAGAUGAGGGGAACCAUCACUGUGCACAAGACUGACUCUUCCAAUGAGCCUCCAAAGACAUUUACUUUUGAUACUGUUUUUGGACCAGAGAGUAAACAACUUGAUGUUUAUAACUUAACUGCAAGACCUAUUAUUGAUUCUGUUCUUGAAGGCUACAAUGGGACUAUUUUUGCAUAUGGACAAACUGGAACAGGCAAAACUUUUACCAUGGAAGGUGUUCGAGCUGUUCCUGAACUUAGAGGAAUAAUUCCCAAUUCAUUUGCUCACAUAUUUGGUCAUAUUGCAAAAGCAGAGGGUGAUACACGAUUUUUGGUUCGAGUGUCUUAUUUGGAAAUAUAUAAUGAAGAAGUUCGUGACCUUUUGGGCAAGGAUCAGACACAAAGAUUGGAGGUUAAAGAAAGACCCGAUGUGGGAGUUUAUAUCAAAGAUUUAUCAGCUUAUGUGGUAAAUAAUGCUGAUGAUAUGGAUAGAAUUAUGACACUAGGCCACAAAAAUCGUUCUGUUGGUGCAACUAAUAUGAAUGAACAUAGUUCCCGUUCUCACGCCAUCUUUACAAUUACUAUAGAAUGCAGUGAAAAAGGUGUUGAUGGUAACAUGCAUGUCAGGAUGGGGAAGCUCCAUCUCGUAGAUCUUGCUGGUUCAGAAAGACAAGCAAAAACUGGAGCUACUGGACAGCGCCUAAAGGAAGCUACGAAAAUCAAUCUUUCUCUUUCCACCCUUGGUAAUGUAAUUUCUGCCUUGGUUGAUGGAAAAAGCACUCACGUACCUUAUCGUAACUCUAAAUUGACACGUCUUCUUCAGGAUUCCUUAGGAGGAAAUUCAAAAACCAUGAUGUGUGCAAAUAUUGGGCCAGCAGAUUACAAUUACGAUGAAACUAUUAGUACGUUACGGUAUGCCAACCGUGCUAAGAAUAUUAAAAAUAAAGCUAGAAUUAAUGAAGAUCCAAAGGAUGCUUUGCUUCGUCAGUUUCAGAAAGAAAUAGAAGAACUGAAAAAGAAGCUUGAAGAAGGAGAAGAAAUAUCAGGCUCUGAUAUCAGUGGCUCAGAGGAAGAUGAUGAUGAAGAGGGUGAGAUUGGAGAAGAUGGAGAGAAAAGGAAAAAAAGAAGGGGCAGUAGCAGCAGCAGUAGUUCAGACUCCACAUGUUCUGUCAUAGAGAAACCUCUGGAUAAGUUCUUGCCUAAUCAAGCAGGUAAAAAGAAAGUUUCUCCAGAUAAAAUGGUUGAAAUGCAAGCAAAAAUUGAUGAGGAGAGAAAAGCACUUGAAACAAAGCUUGACAUGGAAGAAGAAGAAAGAAACAAGGCCAGAGCUGAAUUAGAGAAACGGGAAAAAGAUCUACUUAAAGCCCAACAAGAACAUCAGUCUUUGUUAGAAAAAUUAUCUGCCCUGGAGAAGAAGGUAAUUGUUGGUGGUGUUGAUUUGUUGGCCAAAGCUGAGGAACAAGAGAAACUUCUUGAAGAAUCUAAUAUGGAGCUGGAAGAAAGAAGGAAAAGAGCAGAGCAACUUCGCAAAGAACUUGAGGAGAAAGAACAAGAACGCUUAGAUAUUGAAGAAAAAUAUACCAGUUUGCAAGAGGAAGCACAGGGAAAGACCAAGAAAUUAAAGAAAGUUUGGACUAUGCUUAUGGCUGCCAAGUCAGAGAUGGCUGAUCUCCAACAAGAACAUCAGAGGGAAAUCGAAGGCCUUCUGGAGAACAUUCGGCAACUUAGCCGGGAGCUUCGACUUCAGAUGCUUAUUAUUGAUAACUUUAUACCUAAGGAUUAUCAGGAAAUGAUUGAAAACUAUGUCCAUUGGAAUGAAGACAUAGGAGAAUGGCAGCUAAAAUGUGUUGCAUAUACAGGAAAUAACAUGAGGAAGCAAACCCCAGUACCGGAUAAAAAGGAGAAAGAUCCCUUCGAAGUGGACCUUUCCCACGUGUAUCUCGCUUAUACUGAGGAGAGUUUGCGUCAGUCUCUGAUGAAAUUAGAGAGGCCGCGGACCUCAAAGGGGAAAGCAAGGCCAAAGACAGGGAGAAGAUUCACGUAAAGUAUAAGGUUAAUCAAGGAGAGAGAAUCUGCAUCUACAUGUUUAUGCCACAAGUGGAAUCCAUGUGACAAGCUAUUUUACUUACUUUCUGGAGAAAGGGGAAUUUUUUUUUGCAGCAGGAAAUUUAAGGUUACUUUGGUGGAGAGGGUGGUGGUACUUUAUCUGUAACGUUUUUAAAAUUGCGAUUAUGAUUUUUGAGUGUUUUUUUGUUUUGUUUCUUUUUAAGUCUAUUUUUAAUAGACUCUUGAGGAAGGUCCCUCUCCUUCCUACAGGGCUGUGAAUUAAGGAAUGGUGGGUAGAGUUUACAUUUAAGCAUGCCAGUGUCUGCCCCAUUUCUUAAUGUAUACAUUUGUUUUCCUUUUUAAUUAUUAUUUGUUCUUAAAAUACUAGAAGAAAACAUAGAUCUUUCUAGUGCCUUUGAACUUAUACUGUAGUCUGAUUAAAUCAUUAAUAACUUUAAUAGCAUUAUUAUAAUGCUAUAUACUGGCCAGAAUUACAAAUUGUACAGUAAGUUUGUUGCAUCAAUUUCAAAAGCCACGCUUUUAUUGUAUUUUAUGUAUAAAUUGUAUUUGUUCCAGUUGUAUAUAUUGAUAUUGUAUGUAUACAUGCAGCAUGGUUAAAUAAGAAUAAAAGUGUUUUGCCUACUA